AUGGGAAAUAAUCAUUCAACUUAUGAAAAAUUAGAAAUUGGAAGUAAAUGUCAAUCAUUGAAAGUAAUUAAUAAUGAAAAAGUUGGUGAUGUUUAUUUAGUGAUGUAUUCUGAAAUUAAAGAUGGAGAAAGUAAAAAUGAAAUUAAUAAUAAAAAACCAUCAAGUUUUUUAAAUGAUAUUCAUUAUACAAUUGUUAUUGAUGUUGCUGGUGAAUCUAAUGAUGAGAAUGGUAUAAUGGGAUUAGAAGUUCAUAUUGUAUUAGAAAAGAAUUCUAAAAAGAUUCAAUUGUGUUUUGAAAGAAAAUUUGGUGAAAAUCAAAUAUACCAAGAAUUAUCAAUGUAUUUAGGUAAAAUUGAAAAUAUUUACCACAAAGAUCAACCAUUGGAAUGGUAUUUUGGAUUAAAUAGAGUAAUUUUAACUGAAUGGUUUAAUGAAUUUAUUGAAAAUGAAAAUAGAGGUGAUAAAUGGUCAAUCUAUAGUAAUUGCUAUACUUUUUCAAAAUUUUUAAUUGAAAAGUUUAAAUUUAAUAAUAUUUAUCAAUUGAAUUGGCCUCAUUAA
Molecule: messenger RNA, 558 nt
Organism: Dictyostelium discoideum AX4
Lineage: Eukaryota; Evosea; Eumycetozoa; Dictyosteliales; Dictyosteliaceae
Exons: 1
Coding region: 1-558 (185 amino acids)
Source: RefSeq, a predicted model, not a curated record